Naegleria fowleri is the source of this 1311-nucleotide messenger RNA. RefSeq lists its product as uncharacterized. The transcript has a single exon. The record is from RefSeq and is a predicted model, not a curated record. Bases 1 to 1311 code for a protein of 436 amino acids. NCBI's taxonomy places the organism in Eukaryota, Heterolobosea, Eutetramitea, Acrasida, Naegleriidae.
AUGAAACGUUCGCACACAACAACCACCACCAAAUCAAAGAACAAGAAAAUCAAGCAACAAGAUGCUUUCUCCAAGAUGAAACCGACCUUUUCAUUUCCUCUUGAACUCUCCUUUCAUGAAUACGUUUCAGACGAUUUAUUAGCAGAAAUUUUCAAAUACAUUUCUCAUCUCAACAGUUAUUUCAACUUGAUGCUUGUGAAUAAGCAAUUCCAUCAAGUCCUAUUUUCUGUGGAGGCCAAUUGUUUUGAAUUCAUUUGUUUGAACUAUUCCAAAGCUCUUCAAAUGCCAAAUUAUGACCUUGUCAAAAGAUGCACUCUUAAUGACAAUGAUAGAUAUCAUCUUUUUGAUCAAUUUGAUUCGGUGAAUGAAACAGAGACUAAAACGGUUGAUGUGAAUGACAGUGAAACAGAACAUAGAACAAGGAAAGAUCAUUUGAAACCAUUUCCUUUCAACAAACUCAAAUACAUUGAAAUAUAUUCGGAUGAAGGACAUUUAUUGAGUCCACUUUUCAUCAAGUUGAAUAAGCAAGAACUUGAACACAUUCGUCUCAACAGUAGUCUUUGUAAAGAAGUGCUCCAGCUAAUUGUCAAUGAAUGUUCAAAUCUCAAAACUUUAGAAAUUGAGGACUUGUACGACUUGGAACAUGUUUCUUCCUCUAAUUCUUCAGUGACUACUUUUAAAUAUAAUGAUACAGGUGUUUUUUUGGAAUACACGUCAGAUGCCACGAAUAUUAAUGACAUGAUGAAUGAAUAUCUUGUGAGUUGGUUUCCGAAUUUGCGAUACAUUGAAAUUGAACCAUUGACAAUACAUUUGGAAAUCAUUCAAUUGUUUCGAAUGUUGUUAAAACCAUCCUUUCCAAUGCUAAAGAAGCUGAAACUUCAUGUCGUGGUGUUCCAUUGUGAAGACGAAAAAGAGUUAAUCAACUCCAGUGAGUACAAGAAGUUUAGUGAGCUGACAAAACUACCAGAAAUGGAAUUGACCUGUGAAUAUACGAAUAUGGCCAUUCUUUUAGGAUUGCUUUUUAAAAAGGACGUACGUUCGAAAAUUCAUGUCAUUUCUAGAAUGGAUGGGACUUUUUUUGCAAACAUGAAAUCUUUGAUCGAGAAUGUGUUUGGAAGCAAGGAAGAUCGACAAAAUGUGUUGGACUCUUUGGAAUUUUUUAGAAGCUCGCUGUUUGUUGAAUAUGACAGCGAUUAUGAUAGUCCUGAAGAGAGUGAUAACGACAAUGAGGAGAGCGACAGUGAUGAUAAUGAAGAUGAGAAUUCUCAAGAGAAUGAUGAAAAAUCUGAAGAAAAUGAGGAAGAUGAAUAG